Molecule: messenger RNA, 1118 nt
Organism: Carassius carassius (crucian carp)
Lineage: Eukaryota; Metazoa; Chordata; Actinopteri; Cypriniformes; Cyprinidae
Product: leucine-rich repeat and coiled-coil domain-containing protein 1-like
Exons: 7
Coding region: 1-906 (301 amino acids)
Source: RefSeq, a predicted model, not a curated record
AUGCGGCAGGUCAUGGCUGUUCGAGAGCUCUGUCUAACUUAUAAAGAUAUUUCAAGUCUACUAGAGGUCCCACUGGAUCCCAGUAUUUCAUCACUGAAUCUUCACUUUAACCGUCUCACAAAGAUUGAGUGUCCUGGGGAAGAAGAGGAGCUGGUGAGCCGCCUUGACCAGGCUGGAGGUGUUUGUGGUCCAGGACAGGUCCUCCUAAAUGGUGGUUCCUAUGAACCUGAAGCUGAAGAUACGUUCAAUAAUCAUCCCGUUAAUGUGGAUGAGGUCAUGCGUGCUUCCUUUCUCCUUCCUGAAGUUCACAAUGAGCUCCUUUGUCUUGCUGGUGUUGUGGAGCAGGUGGUUGUCAGCGCAUCAUGCGGCCAGGUAUUGCUGGAGCAAGAUGAGCAGAUCCAUAAACUUCUUGAUGAGAAUGUACAGGACAAGCGGAAGCUGAAACAGCAGCUGGAGGAGGAAAUGGCCUCUGAAAAGGCAGAGCUGUUGAACAGGCUUGAGAGCCAGGUGAAGCGAAUGAAGGAGGGUUUUGAUUCCAAAGAGAUAAUGCUGAUAGAGGAAAGAGUCAAGGCUUCACAAGCACACGGAGCGGCAAUGGAGAAGCUUCACAGUGUGGACGAUGCAUUCCAUAGACAACUGGAAUCUCUGCAAGCUUCCCAUCAGACUGAAAUACCUAGUCUUGCGAAUGACAAACAGAAACAAAUAGAAAAAGCCAAUAAGAAGGUGCUCCUGGUGGAAGAGGAAAUGUGCCAGCUGCUUGAGGAAGCUGAGAGUAAUAAAAGGGUAAUGGAGGAGAAAAUUAGAUGCCUCACACAAGUGCUGAAAGACUUCCUACCCAUUACAAACCGAAGACAAAAACGUGGAAAUGCCCUUUUCAAGACUUAUGACACUUAUGUCUCUAUGUAGCCUACUGGAAGUUUUUUUUUUUUGGCUUUAUGCUUCAUAUUAUAUAAAAUUUUGAAAGUGUGAAACUUCUGUCUUAUUACAAAAUCAUUAAUAUAUAUGUAUAUAAUCUAAAACUUUUGUACCUUCAGCAUAAAACAUUAUAUACUGCAUUUUUAUAUACCAUAGGCUUUUUAAAAAUUAUAUAAUGAAAUUAUAAACUCCUUGUUACGCUG